This is a messenger RNA of Bolinopsis microptera, 1882 nucleotides long. RefSeq names its product COP9 signalosome complex subunit 1-like. The transcript is spliced from 11 exons. The coding region runs from base 39 to 1295 and encodes 418 amino acids. Gene Ontology annotation, molecular function: protein binding. The record is from RefSeq and is a predicted model, not a curated record. Gene Ontology annotation, cellular component: COP9 signalosome. NCBI's taxonomy places the organism in Eukaryota, Metazoa, Ctenophora, Tentaculata, Lobata, Bolinopsidae.
ACUAAAACUUAAACUCAAUAGUUUAUAGGUUUAAAAUCAUGGAACCUAUGGAUGUGGAGGCUAGUCCUGUUUGUUUGGAUUUGGACUCGUACAUAAGUCAGUACGUUGGGAAUGUCUGUUUACAAAGAUUAAAGUUUUACGUAGACAACUCCCGACCUUCCAGUGACAAUUACAGGCUGUUAAUUCAGACUGCUAUGGACUGUAAGAACAUAACAGUGUACACUGACGCAGUUGAAGCCCUCAACAACACCUGCCCUUCUGAGGGGAUAUCUGUUAACGUGGAUUGGAUCACACAAACCUCCAAAUACCUCAUCAACAAAGUCGACAGAUUGGAGCAGGAUUUAAAAAGCUACCAGUUGUCUCAAGAUAAGGAGAACAUUAGGAGAACACACCAGAUGUUGGGAGAUCACUACCAUGACUGUGGCGACCUAAGCAAUGCGAUAAAACACUACCAGAAGAGCCGAGACUACGGAACUACUGUUGCCCACACGAUGGAAUUCUUAUUAAACAUUAUUAAAGUGAGCGUGUAUCUGAACCACUGGACGUCUGUCUCUAACUACAUCAAGAAAACAGACCAUAUUGAUAACACUGACGUUAAAAUAACGAGACGGUUACUGUUAGCUAAAGGAUUAUGCGAAAUGUCUCACAAUAACUACAAAAAUGCUGCUAGAAUAUUCUCAAACAUUCCUUGUGACACGUGGGACAACGAAACGAUUUCCCCGUUAUGUGUCCUGGUCUACGCUAGUUUGUGCGCUCUGGCUUCGUUCAAUAGGAAAGAUUUUCAGAAGUUACUUAUCGAAAACAACAACUUCAAGCAGUAUAUGGAUGCUCAGCCCACCAUAAGAAAUUUCAUGUUUGCAUUUUAUAACCGUGAAUACAGUGUUGGGUUGAGAGCGUUAGAACUGUUAAGAAGUGAGUUCAAGUUGGAUCUGUUCCUGAGCCCUCAUGUUGAUAAUCUGUUCGAGAAGAUACGCAGUGAAUCUAUCAAACAGUACUACAGCCCUUAUCUAACAUGUGACAUGAACAAGAUGGCAGAGGCUUUCAACACGACUAUUGAGGAUUUGGAACUAGAGCUGAUGAAACUUGUGGCUGACCAGCCUGUCAGGAUCGACAGUCAUAACAAGGUUUUAAGAGCAAGCGAAGACGACGAAGGGAGUAGAAUAUUUGAGAACGUGUUGGACCUCAGUCUGACAUACAAGCAGAAAACCCAAGCACUGCUGGUUAAAUCUGCCAUACUGAAAGCUGGUCUUGUUAUCAAGGCUGCUGUAGAAGAAAAGCCGAGUACAAGCACUUGAAGGAAAGCUGGAUAAAACUGAAAUCUAACCUCAGAACUCAGCGCGUUCUUUUGAGUCAUACCACUUCACUAUAACGACGAUGCAGAUGGGUUAUUGUUUUUGGGGAUACUGGGUAUAUUGUAUUUGAACUGGGUUUUAAACAGUGAUGUGGACAAAAGAAAUGAUGUUUAAAAUAGCGAUAAAUUAAUUUGUCAAGAGAGGACUACAUUGAAAUUAUUUGAUAAAAUUCACUUCACCACAUUUGACAAGCACUUAGAUUAUAUUCGUAUCAAAACAACGUAAAAAUGUGGAAAAGCUACAAAACCAAAGAACACUUAUUUGAUGUCAGCUUUAUACGGGAGAAGAAGUUCUGGAAUUUGUGCUCGAAAUAUUUAAACUUGUCUAGCAAAAAGUAAGAAAUAAUAACUUAAUAUCAUCAUAGCAAGACUGGUUAAGAUAUUGUUAUAAGUAAAUGUUUUUGAAUAUAGCAAUUUGCCAAUUAUCAUUGUAUGUUUAAGGUUUUACUUGAAUUAAUUGAAUAAUAAUGGAAGAGUUUCUGAUUUAUCUCAUUGUACGGAUAAUUUUGAUAUAAAAAUCACCUAGGGGAC